CUCAGAAUAAUACAAAUAGGGGAGUAGGUAUCUAUCUUGUCACCCUCUCUCUCUCUCUCUUGUUACCAAGAUGAGCUUCUACAAAAGAAGCUUUCACUCUUUCCUUGGCCAAACCAACACCAAAGGGAUGCCGUUUGAAUCCGGUCUUGGCCAUGAUGAGACACAAUCACAUGGCUUAAUGUUGUGCACAGAGUAUCUAGGGUUUGAGAGUUACGACAUGAGGAUGUCCGAUAACGAGGUGGAGAACAAGAUGACUUGUCAUGCGGAGGUGGAGACCGAAAGGGUUGAAGCAAAGAGGAGGAAGACGAAGGAGAAUGUGGUGGUGCAAGCGCAGAAAAAACAGUUUCCUCCGCCUCUCUCGUCAUUAAACAGCCGUGGACAGCGAUAUUUUUAUCUCCGUCCGGUGAGAAAAGACGGUAGAUUGGAACUUACGCAAGUUAUGGUCGAUCGACCAGAGAUUUUCCACGUUUCUAGAGUAGAUGGACGGUUGAGAUUACAUUUUGUCGAUGGUGUCGAGAAUCCCAUUAGAGCUUAUUCUGGUCCUCAAGAAAUUGUGGCCUUAGAAGAGGAACCUAAGGGUCUAGGUAAUGAGAAAGAGGGAGGGGAGAUUAGUAGAUCUGAUCUGGAAUGUGGUAGAGAGAUUAAUGAAGACGACAAUGAUGGUGCAUGUAAUCAAGGAAUGGAUUUAUCUAUAAUCAGUGAUGAUAGUGGUGCAAGAAGUUGGAGAUGUAAAAGUAGUCAUGAUGUUUCGGUGAAUAGUAAUAAUGAUGUUGCACAUUUCCAUGAUGACCAUGACACGAGAGAAUGGAUGUACAACAGUGGUUUUAAGAUCGUGGCAAGUAGGAACCAUGAUGAGAACAAUCAUCAUCAUUAUCAUCAUCGUCAUCGUCAUCAUAUUCAUCCAUACCAUCAUCAUAAUAGUAACAAUAACAUGAAUUUAUGGACCCGGACGUACGUGAGGACCAGGUGAGGUUAUUAAUCAAUGUUUUUUUUUUUUACGUGGCGGCUUGAAACAAAAAAUAUAUCAACUAAAAAAGAGUACAGCUAUAUUUUCUCUGGAAGUUCCGUUGUAUUUUUAUAAAAUAUUCGAAAAGUCAAAGGUUGGGUGUUGUUAUAAGUAGUGUCAACAAUAUGAUAGCGUGUGAGUGUAAUAUUAUUGUUCGUUUAAGAUGCUUAUGUAUAUGACUUCCAUAAUUGAAACAUCUUAUUACAACUUUC
This is a messenger RNA of Arabidopsis thaliana (thale cress), 1218 nucleotides long. Its product is annotated as FANTASTIC four-like protein (DUF3049). The record is from RefSeq and is marked reviewed. Bases 71 to 970 code for a protein of 299 amino acids. The transcript has a single exon. Lineage: Eukaryota; Viridiplantae; Streptophyta; Magnoliopsida; Brassicales; Brassicaceae.